GCCGGGGCGGGGGCGGGGCCAGGACCAAGGCCAGAGGUCGGGGCCAUGGCGCUGCUGGGGAAGGUGGGCGGCCGCGCAUUGCGGCCCGCUCUGUGUCGGUGGGCGAGUUACCGCCAGGGCCAGAGCCCGGAACCCCGCAUCCGCGAAUACUUCUACUACAUUGACCACCAGGGCCAGCUCUUUCUCGAUGACACGAAGGUGAAGAAUUUCAUCACCUGCUUUAAAGAUAAAGAGUUUCUGAUUUUUUUCUUCAAGCAACUCAGGAAGAACGUCACGGGACGCUACCAGGAGUUCCCGUACCUCUCUCUCUGUGGGAGGGAGCGGAAUUUCAUUCGCUGUGAGGAUCUGCCGAUUGUCUUCACCCACCUGGUCGGAGGCGAGGGUCCAGAGGGGGAGCUCCUGUCCUACUGUGGCGGGGGUGACAAGUUGGCGGUGAGGUUUGAACCUGAGAGGUUGUUCAUGCCGGUGAAUGGGAGAGUGUACCAUCCAGCCCCAGAGAGGGCAGGCAGCGUGGGGCUGGUCAAGUCUUCUCUGGCCUUUGAGCUCAGUGGCCAUUUUGAGUAUGCCAGCGGCAGCCCUGAGAGUGGACCACCAUCCCAUUUCCAAUGGAACGGGCGGCGACACACGUUGACCAAUGAACUGGCUGCCUACGUUCAGAUCGAAAAACCCACUUAGGACCAUCUCUCCAGGGAGGUUACGGUCAGCUGGUGGUCUCCUGACGGUGAUCCAGACCGAGUCUACCACGACUAAUUUCAGCUGCGGAUGUUACUCUGGAGGAAUGGUUCCAGCUCACAGUGGAUUUAUUUUGGCUGAUUUCUGUGUUCCUGAUUGACAUAUUGAUGUCACUCCCCGGAGAUGAUCCCUCAAGCAUGCAGCAGACAGGAGAUGAAACUAUUUUCUCACAACAGUAGCUGCCUGUUCAGACAGCCCUGGUUAGUGCUUCAUUGGUGUAAUAAAGGAAAUCAUUUUAAUAUUGAAUGCAACACUAAUUUGUUUAUUUAGUGAUGCAGAAAGUGAAUAUUUGCAUAAAAGUUAUGCUAAUUAGCAGCUGAGUAAUUAAGUGAUCAGCACAGCUGUGGCUGGAGCGCUGUGUGUAUAACCUAUUCUGAAGCAAAGUUGGUGGAAUUGGAACAGUCUUAUUGUUGCCUCUUCCCCAAUCUGGCUGCUCUUUUACCCCUUCUCUUCACCUCACCUGCCCAUCACCUCCAUCAGGUGCCCCUCUGCCCCUCUUUCUCCCCCUCCCCUUUCUCCUUUGGCCCACCCUCCUCUCCUGUCAGUUUCCUUCUCCAACCCUUUGUCUUUUCCACCAUCACCUCCCACCUCCUCACUUCAUUCCUCCCUCACCCACCUUCCCCCUCACUUGGUCUCACCCAUCACCUCCCACCUCCUCACUUCAUCCCCCCCUCACCCGGUCUCAGCCAUCACCUCCCACCUCCUCACUUCAUCCCCCCCUCACCCACCUUCCCCCCUCACCUGGUCUCACCCAUCACCUCCCACCUCCUCACUUCAUCCCCCUCACCCACCUUUCCCCCCUCACCUGGUCUCACCCAUCACCUCCCACCUCCUCACUUCAUCCCCCCCUCACCUGGUCUCACCCAUCACCUCCCACCUCCUCACUUCAUCGCCCCUCACCCAUCACCUCCCACCUCCUCACUUCAUCGCCCCUCACCCAUCACCUCCCACCUCACCAUCUCCCCCUCACCUGGUCUCACCCAUCACCUCCCACCUCCUCACUUCAUCCCCCCCUCCCCCAUCACCUUAUUCUGGCUUCUGUCCACUUCCUCUCCAGUCCUGAUGAAGGGUCUCGGCCUGAGAUGUUGACUUAUUGUUCCCCUUCAUAGGUUCUGCCUGACCUGCUGAGUUCUUCCAGCAUUUUGUGUGUGUUACUCAGGUUUAUUUAUUAUUGGUAUUUUUGAACAGUGAAAAGCUGUUCUUGCAGACUACUCAUGCAGAAUAAUUAGAUCAUUACACAGUGCUUUGAGCUAGGAUAAGGUAAAACAAUUACAGAAUGCAGACCAAACAAGAGAAUGGGGGACGAAUUGUGAUCCAAGUGACUUUGACCUUGGAAUGAUUGUUGGUGCCAGAUGGGGUGGUUUGAGGAUCUCAGAAACUGCUAAUCUCCUGGGAUUUUCACACACAACAGUCUCUGUAGAAGAAACAGAAAACAAUCAGUGAGUGGCAGUUCUGUUAAUGAGAGAGGUGAGAGGAGAAUAACCAGACUGGUUCAAGCUGACAGGAACUCAGAUAAUCAUGUAUUACAACAGUGGUGUACAGAAUAGCAUCUCAGAGCAGGCAUGCCAGACCUCAAAGUGGAUAGUUACAGCAGCAGACCACAAACGGACACAUUGAAUGUAUCACUGACAUACGAUGUGAAAUUUGUUGUUUUGCAGCAUCUGUACUGUACAAAGAGGUAACAUUACUAUCAAUUACAAAGCUAAAUGCAUAGUGAAAAAGUAAUCAAUUACAAGGUGCUGUUGAUAGAUCAUUCAGAAAUUUGAUGGCAGAGGGGAAGAAGCUGUUCCUGAAUCACUGAGAGUGUGUGGGGGGGGGGGGUGGUCUUCAGGCUCCUGUACCUCCUCUCUAGUGGUAGUAAUGUCCUGGAUAUUGAGAGUCCUUAGUGAGGUACACUGCUUUCUUGAGCCAAUCUGCAGUUUGGAAUGGAGUUUUCUAUAAACUUCUGUUGGCGCACCCAUUAGGGUCCUGUCCCAGCCAUGGUCUCUAAUAUUUACCCCUUGACUUAUUCAGAGACUAAGGUUUCUGCUGGGAAACAUCACUGGGAACAAAACAACCUCUGAAACUUAGGCAGAUAAAUUAAUCAAAAACAAGUGGAGGGAGUGGAACCCCCUUCACCAGUGGGGCAUGAUCCCACUCCCCCCACCCCCCACCGCUGCACCAGGGUGGACCGGUCCCACUCCCACUUAUUUACAAGCGCAAUGUCUGUCAGAUCAAUUAUUUAUCUGGAUGGCUUCUCUGUCCUCUCCUCCCCUCCUCCCCCCCUCUCCUCACCCCUUACCCUCCCCUCCCCCCAUUAUCAUCUCAUCUUUGCUCGUUCCUGGUGUUACUGCUUCCAAUGACCUAAUUUCCAAACAUCUGUCACUCUUCAGUGAAGUACGAUUUAGAAACAGUUUGUUUUAAAAUCACUGUGCAUGUUUUCAUUUCUCCUUAAGAAAAAGCGUUCUCAGAUAAGGGAAAACAGGCAUUACAUUAAAAUAUAUUAAUAUGUGAAAGAGCAUAGCUCAGAGGACAUAGAUAACUGUGAAUCCUGGCUGCUACAUUGCAUCUCAUUAACCUGGCAGAUGACCCUCCUCUCGUGUAACCCCCAUCACUCCAGUGUCAGAUUCAUGUUUAUUAGCACUGACGCAGGCCAAGACAUUCGUAGCAGCAGUAUAGUGCCAGGCAUAAAAUAUUACUGUCAGUUACAAAGGAAAGUGCAAAUGUGGAAUUGCGAGUUAGUGUACAUAGUGCAUUUAGAAAUCUGGUGGCAGAUAGCAGUGGGAAUUGGACCACGAUCUUCCAAUCAGUUAGUUAUUGGUUAUUUUGUAAGAUCUGUUGGAAGCCUGUUAUUGUAGACUAUCAGAUCAUCUCCAUUCUUUUCGUAACCUGAUAGAUCAGAACAGAAGAGGUAAACACACCAGCAGCUCUACUGUGUUAGGGCACCAAAGGCUCUUUGGAGUUUCUGUCAAAGUAGAGUGGAGAGCAUUCUGACUGGCUUUGUCGCAGCCUGGUGUGGAGGUUCCAGUACACAGGAUUGCAAAUGGCUGCUGAGUUUUAUAGACUCAGUCAGCUCCAUCAUGGUCACAACCCUCACUGCCAUCAAGAAGCAGAGCCUCAAGAAGGCGGCAUCCCUCACUAAGGACCCUCACCAUCGGGACAAAGCCCUCUUCUUGUGCUACCAUCGAAAAGGAGGCAUAGGAGCCUCAGGACCAACACUCAAUGGUUCAAUAUAGGCAGAGCGCAUUACAGGCCCAAAGUAUUUGGAAAAGCUUGUAUCCCUCUGUCAUCAGAUUUCUGAAUAAUCCAUGAACAGUAAUUAUCUUGUCACUCUGCUUUUUUCACUGUUUAUUUAUUUUAGUGAUUUAUAGUAAAUUUUGUACUGUACUGCUGCCGCAAUACUUAAUAUCACGUCACAUAAGAUGGUGAUAAUGAACCUGAUUCUGUGAUCUUUCAAUAGGUACACUUAAUGUCAGAGAAAUGUCUUCAAUACACAUCCUGAAAUUCUUUUUCUUCCCAAACAUCCACAAAAACAGAGUGCCCCAAAGAAUGAAUGACAGUUAAACAUUAGAACCCCAAAGCCCCCCCCCCAUGCAGAAGCAACAGUGAGGCAACGAUCCCCCACCAGCAAAACCGCAUCGGCGCCCCCACUGGGCACUCAAGUGUGCAGCAAAGCAGUCAGUCAAGACACAGACAAUGAGCAGUCACAAACUCAUGAGGAAGGGUUUCAGCCCAAAACUAUUCAUCUCCAUAGAUGCUGCAGACCUGCUGAGUUCCUCAGGCAUUUUGUGGAGAGGGAGGAAUCCGAUAGGAGAGGGGAGUGGACCAUGGGAGAAAGGGAAGGAGGAGGGGCACCAGGUGAGGUGAUAGGAAAGUGAGAAGAAGAGGCAAGAGGUCAAAGUGGAGAAUUGCAGGAGCAGGAAGGGGGAGAGGGAAACAAUUACCGUAAGUUUCAGAAUUUGAUGUUCAUGUCAUCAGGUUGGAGGAAUACGUGGUGUUCUUCUCCAGCCUGAGAGUGACCUCAUCACGGCAGAGGAGGAAGCCAUGACCUGACAUGUUGGAACGGGAAUGGGGAUGGGAAUUAAAAUGGUUGCCACAAAGAAAUUCCACUUUUUGCUGAUGCAACAGACGUCCUUGGAUGUAACUUCUUAUUCUGGCAUCUUCCUCCUUCCUUUCCAGUCCUGCUAAACGGCCUCAGCUCAAAGCAUUGACUGUUUGGUUCGCUCCACAGGUGCUGCUUGACCUGUUGAGUUCUUCCAGUAUUUUGUGUGUGUGUUUGAGAAGUGUAAGCUUGUCGAUGUCUCACUGCACACCAGCUUCAAUAUAAGAGCAGCAUCUAGUGGUUAGCUCAGCACUUCACCAUACCAGCGACACAGGCUCAAUUCUGCCGCUGCCUGUGACUGUGCAGGUUUCCUCCUGCAGUCCAAAGAUGUACCAGUUGGUAGGUUAAUUGAUCAUUGUAAGUUGUCUCGUGAUUAGGGCUAGGUUUAAAUCACUGAGUAGCUGGGCUGCUUGCCUCAACAUGUAUCUCAAUAAAUAAUUUUUUUGAACCUGUA
This is a messenger RNA of Hypanus sabinus (Atlantic stingray), 5267 nucleotides long. It is a transcript of the gene c6h8orf82, whose product is annotated as chromosome 6 C8orf82 homolog. The coding region runs from base 46 to 675 and encodes 209 amino acids. The transcript has 4 exons. Lineage: Eukaryota; Metazoa; Chordata; Chondrichthyes; Myliobatiformes; Dasyatidae. The record is from RefSeq and is a predicted model, not a curated record.